Molecule: messenger RNA, 1721 nt
Organism: Toxorhynchites rutilus septentrionalis
Lineage: Eukaryota; Metazoa; Arthropoda; Insecta; Diptera; Culicidae
Product: probable elongation factor 1-delta
Exons: 5
Coding region: 204-1523 (439 amino acids)
Biological process (GO): translational elongation
Cellular component (GO): eukaryotic translation elongation factor 1 complex; cytosol
Molecular function (GO): translation elongation factor activity; guanyl-nucleotide exchange factor activity
Source: RefSeq, a predicted model, not a curated record
UGAUUGGAAGAUGUCAGAUCUCUUGCACGGCCGACACGACACGCGCUACCUCGUGUAUUUUUGGUAGGAAUAAAAAUCAGUAAUUUUUAUUGAUUUUUAGCUUCUAGUGAAACAUCCACCAUUUUGCAUCACUCAUCUAUCGUCUUUCCCAUUGAUUUGAUUCAAGUGCAAUUCUAAAAACGAUAAACACAAAAGUGAAAAGCAUGGCUUCCUAUCUAGCAUGCGAAAAACAUUGGGCAGAAAAACCCAACUAUGAUGAUGCUGAGAAAAAAUACUACGAGUACCUAGCACAGCAUUCAGUUGGAGAAUCACGUAAGCAUUCCAUCUGUCCGAAUAUAACGCAGAAGUCUGUGGCUUCUCAAGUCCAGCCAAAACCAGAGAUGCCCAAAAUGGAGCAAUCGUCACCGGCCCCAGCUGCCGCCGCCACUAUUAAUGGUGAACAAUCCAAGGUGAAAAAAGAGAGAAAGAGAAACAGGAAAAACAAGAAAGAUACUUCACAAUCACCCGAUCCUGUUAUGCCGGUUGCAAUUGUAGUACCGCCCAAUCAACAAGUGGUGGCACCACAGCCUGUAAUACCCGUUGCAACAGAGGAAGCAUCUCAAGAGCAAGCUAAGAAAAAGGCUAAAAAAAGCAAGAAAAAUAAAGCCAGCCAGGAAGCCGCAGCCGAGACUGUGAUUGGCAAUACCACCUGUCCGGCAACUAACAACACUAUACUAACCGAAAAAAGUCAGCAAGAGAAUACCAAGAAUCUGAAGGAGAAGGAGAAUCUGGCACAUAAGCUUUGUGGAAAUAUUACGGAGGAGAUAAACAAGAUUAGUACAUUCCCCCCGGCACAAUGCACGCUGGCGUCGGAAAUCUCCAAGGCUAGACAGCACAUCAAGAACUCACUUGAACGCAUGGAUGGUAUCGCUGCUCUGGCCGCUAGUCCCGGUGCCGAGCUUCUUGAUCGUCUGUCAACGGUCGAGAAGGAAAAUGAGAAAUUGCGUUCGGUCAUUGAUGGCCUGAACAAAUUGGUUAUCGAUCUUCAUGAGCGUGUAAAGUCGUUAGAGACGGGUUCAAUGGUCCCGGUAGCACCGAAAGCAGCAGCGCCGGCUCCAGCCAAGAAAGCUCCAGCACCUGCCAACGAAGAUGAAGAUGAUGACGAUGUUGAUCUGUUCGGUUCGGAUGAUGAAUCUGAAGAUAAGGCAGCAGCUGAACUACGCGAGAAGCGACUAGCCGACUACGCCGCUAAGAAGUCUAAGAAACCUGCUCUGAUCGCAAAAUCAAACAUCAUUCUUGACAUCAAACCGUGGGAUGAUGAAACAGAUAUGAAAUUGAUGGAACAAGAGGUUCGCAAAAUCAGCACCGAUGGUCUGCUUCUUGGUGCAUCAAAGCUGGUUCCCCUAGCUUACGGAAUUCACAAGCUUCAGAUAUCCUGUGUGAUCGAGGACGAUAAGGUGUCGGUCGAUUGGCUGCAAGAGGAGAUCGAAAAGAUCGAAGAUUACGUCCAGAGUGUGGACAUUGCCGCGUUCAACAAGAUCUAGAAAGCUGUCAUUAACGCGUCUGUGUAAACCAAUGCUCAUUAGAAACAAUUACAACUUGGACAAUUAUGUGUAAUCUUUGUAUCGCCCUACUUUUCAAAUUGAACGUUUUUAACACUUGAAUACCGCAAAACAACAACAGAAACAAUACAAACUCUAGAUGUUCAAAAUAAAAGAACUGAAAUUUGUGAACCUAGCCAA